AUGGCUGAUACUGCUGAGCAUCCCGAUCGCAAACCCCGCAAGUCCGUAGCAUUCUCAGAAGGUGCCACAAUCGUCGACAGCAAUGGCGAUGUCACAGAGUCAAAAGAAGUGAAUGGUGGUAAGUCCUCUGCGGAGAGUCAUGCGUCUGGUGAGGUCUUCUUCCAACACGAAAAGGGUCAUGUACUGACGGGAAGGGUAAUAGGCGACGACAAAGAGGUCGAGGAAGUCACCGACAUGUUCGCUGAUCUGGCUAAGAAGAAGAAGAAGAAGAGCAAGAAGACCGAGGAGGAUGGCGAUGCUGGCGAGGGUGACUUCGCUGCGCUCAAGAAAAAGAAGAAGUCCAGCAAGAAGAAGGUUGAGGAUGACUUCGAAGCCAAGCUUGCCGCUGCAGGAGGGGAUAAAGCCGAGGGUGAAGAGGACGCUGCAGCUGCCCAGCCAGAGGUGCAAGAGGGCGACAUGAUGAAGGGCACGGGCAUCUGGCAACACGACUCGACGACGCCGAUUUCUUACAACCUCCUUCUAAGCCGCUUCUUCACGCUGCUCCACUCGACACAUCCUGACCUUGCCAGCUCGGGCACAAAGAGCUACAAGAUUCCACCCCCGCAGUGCAUGCGUGAAGGAAACAAGAAGACCAUCUUUGCCAACCUCGCUGAGAUUUGCAAGAGGAUGAAGCGUACUGAGGAGCACGUCACCCAGUUCUUGUUUGCCGAGUUGGGUACGAGCGGUUCCGUUGCAGAAGGAAGGCGUCUGGUCAUCAAGGGUCGUUUCCAGCAGAAGCAAUUGGAGAAUGUCUUGAGGCGGUACAUUGUCGAAUACGUCACGUGCAAGACGUGCCGUUCGCCGGACACAGACCUCUCCAAGGGUGAGAACCGUCUCAAUUUCGUCACCUGCAACAGCUGCGGGUCUCGACGAUCCGUCCAGGCCAUCAAGACUGGUUUCUCGGCGCAAAUCGGAAAGCGAAGGAGAAUGGUGGGCUAG
Messenger RNA from Plenodomus lingam JN3, 978 nucleotides. The record is from RefSeq and is a predicted model, not a curated record. Lineage: Eukaryota; Fungi; Ascomycota; Dothideomycetes; Pleosporales; Leptosphaeriaceae.